GGACGGAGACCGGCGGCGAGAAGCGGAAUCCGGAGUCCAGAACAGCGCGGGGGAGAGGACCGAGCGGCGGCGGCGGCGGCGGCGGUGGCGGCAGCGGCUGGGAGGCUCGGCCGCUGCGCCCGCCCGCAGUGCAUCAGCGUGGCCGCCCUGACAUCUCCGGGAUGGUUAACACGGGGCAUCAUGCACUGGUUAACAGGCUCCGAGCUGCUCAGCGACUUGUUUUAAGCAUUUUCUCCCUCGCUCUCGCUUUUAAUCUUGUCUCUAGUGGCGUGUGUAGGGGGGAGGACUGUAUUUCCAUUGGCUAAGCUCUCCCUUCCCACCCACAUCUCUUCCACAUCACCUUGGUGUCUCCCUAAAUAAAACCAGCCCUCCUUAUCGCCUGGAAAAAAUCAGGAGCUAGAGUUUGAAUGGGUUUUAUAUAAACACUCACCCCCGUCAGCUGGCGGCUGGGCUCUCAGGAUAAACUCACCGCACCUGGCCUGAUGCUCGUCUGGGGUUCUCUCCCUUGAACGGCAAGCUUUAAGCUGAGCUGGAGGACUGGGAACUCUCUGAAAUUUGAUCAACCUGAAGCCAGUGGCGGAACUGCACAGGGUCCCCAUGGACCUCAAGGAGAGCCCCAGCGAGGGCAGCCUGCAGCCCUCUAGCCUCCAGAUCUUUGCCAACACCUCCACCCUCCACGGCAUCCGCCACAUCUUCGUGUAUGGGCCGCUGACCAUCCGGCGUGUGCUCUGGGCCGUGGCCUUCGUGUGCUCCCUGGGCCUGCUGCUGGUGGAGAGCUCCGAGCGGGUGUCCUACUACUUCUCCUACCAGCACGUCACCAAGGUGGACGAGGUGGUGGCCCAGAGUCUGGUCUUCCCAGCUGUGACCCUUUGCAACCUCAACGGCUUCCGCUUCUCCAGGCUCACCACCAAUGACCUGUACCAUGCCGGCGAGCUGCUGGCCCUGCUCGACGUGAACCUGCAGAUCCCGGACCCCCACCUGGCCGACCCCGCUGUGCUGGAGGCCCUGCGGCAGAAGGCCAACUUCAAACACUACCGACCCAAGCAGUUCAGCAUGCUGGAGUUCCUGCAUCGCGUGGGCCACGACCUGAAGGAUAUGAUGCUCUACUGCAAGUUCAAAGGGCAGGAGUGUGGCCACCAAGACUUCACCACGGUGAGUACUUGGCUUUCAGCUUACUCGUGUGCUCGGUCCUGUUGGGAAGAGCCACGCCAGUGGUCUCCUGCUUGUUCCGGGGUCUCCCUGUGCUUUGGAGCAGGGGAGAGGGUAGUUGGCCAGAGUUGUUGGAACUGA
Myotis daubentonii (Daubenton's bat) is the source of this 1290-nucleotide messenger RNA. It is a transcript of the gene ASIC2, whose product is annotated as acid-sensing ion channel 2-like. Gene Ontology annotation, cellular component: plasma membrane. Gene Ontology annotation, biological process: sodium ion transmembrane transport. NCBI's taxonomy places the organism in Eukaryota, Metazoa, Chordata, Mammalia, Chiroptera, Vespertilionidae. The record is from RefSeq and is a predicted model, not a curated record. Gene Ontology annotation, molecular function: ligand-gated sodium channel activity. The transcript has a single exon. Bases 598 to 1290 code for a protein of 230 amino acids.